This is a messenger RNA of Pseudophryne corroboree (corroboree frog), 4317 nucleotides long. RefSeq names its product formin binding protein 4 (gene FNBP4). The coding region runs from base 67 to 2850 and encodes 927 amino acids. Lineage: Eukaryota; Metazoa; Chordata; Amphibia; Anura; Myobatrachidae. The record is from RefSeq and is a predicted model, not a curated record. The transcript has 17 exons. Gene Ontology annotation, molecular function: protein binding.
CCUGGAGACGUGAGGUAGUGACGCGUUACGUCCGCGCCCGCAGGGUGACCAGUUCCCGGCGCUCUCAUGGGGAAGAAAACGCGGGGCCUCUCAGGUCGGAGACCAAUCCUGCAGCUAUCGCCGCCGGGACCCCGGGCCGCCACUCGGGAGGAGGCCGGCUCUGGCUCAGAGGCGGAUGAUGUAGAUUCCCAGAAAGUACCACCACCACCCACAGCAGGGAUGAUCACAGAAAUACAGGCUGCAGUGGUGAAGCCUACAGGUGGUCUCUGUUUGCUCGGCGCCUAUACAGACAGCGAUGAUGAGGAUGGGGACUCCUCCGAGAAACCCACUCCCACACCUGUCAGGAAAGGAAACACUUCUGCAGACAUUGACAGUACACUGGCCAAUUUCCUUGCUGAGAUUGAUGCCAUUACUGCACCUCUCCCAGCGGAAGACGAAGCCACAGCUGCCUCCACCGCUCCCCCGCCAACCCCACCAAGACCAGAUCCUAAGGAUCCCCACGGAGUGACUUCUCUUACACAUAAUGGCACAGGUCCGAAUGCUGCGGAGGAUAUGUGGCAUUACGAUACGCAGUGUUCUCUGGCUGGAGUCGGUGUUGAGAUGGGAGACUGGCAGGAAGUGUGGGAUGAAAACACCGGCUGUUAUUACUACUGGAACACGGAGACCAAUGAAGUGACCUGGGAGCUUCCUCAGUGUCUGGCUUCCCAGGUUCAGGGUGCUCAAAGAUAUACAAACAGCACUGAGGCUUCGGAGCUGGUGUGUGCGGUGACGGCAGAUCCUCUUCCAGAGGUGAAGGAGGAGGCCCCAGACUCCAGUCUCUGCAGCUUGCCGCUGCUUGCAAAGAGAGAAAUAAAGAAGGAAGUGAAUGAAGCAAUUCAGGCCCUUUCCCACAAGGAAGAGGAAAAAGUGGGCGUCGCUGCAUCGCUUCUGGCUCCGCUGUUACCGGAGUCGGUGAAAGAGCAGGAGGAACGCUGGCGGAGGAGAGUCAUCUGCAAAGAGGAUGUGGUGGAAGCUGCCUCUGAGGACGAGGAGGACAUGGCUGCUGUUUGUACAGAUAGUGAGAUGGCUACGGAUGAGCAGGCACCGGAUGACUUAUGCAGCACCGUCCAGUCUGGAGAGAGCGAAGAGGAGAUGGAGGAGCCAGAUACCCUGGAGCUGGAGAGGGUGCUGGAGAGGAAGAAAGCUGAACUGCGAGCGUUGGAGGAGGGAGAUGUGAGCGUGUCUGGGUCAAGUCCACGCUCUGACUUCAGCCAGGCCGAUGAGGCUCAGAAAGCCAAACCUAUCGUCAGCAAGUGGAAGGUGUUCGUUCCAACUGCCAGCCCCGAGUCCACUAGCCGCAGCUCCACCAAAACUGGGAGAGAGACGCCCGAAACAGAAAUGGGAGCAGAAGCUGCUGAGUGUCCAGUUCCUGCAAAGGAGCCAGAGCACGAAGACCUGCCCGUGAAAUUACUUCCAAAACCAGUGGUGGACGAGGAAAACGAUGAUCUGAAGUUUCAGAUUGGAGAACUGGCUAACAGUCUGAUAAGUAAACUGGAAUUUUUGGGUAUUAACAGACAGUCCGUGUCUAACUUCCACGUACUGCUGUUUCAAACUGAGACACGUAUCUCAGAUUGGCGGGAAGGGGCACUCAGCGGGAGCUAUCUGAAACGCAAACUGCAAGACGCAUCAGAACAAAUAAAACAAUAUGAAAUUAACGCCACUCCUAAAGGCUGGUCCUGCCACUGGGACAGGGAUCAUAGACGUUAUUUCUAUGUUAACGAAAUCUCAGGCGAGUCGCAGUGGGAGUUUCCUGAUGUGGAGGAGGAUGAAGGGGCAGUGGCACCCCAAAAUAAACCUGACACAGCCUUUAGAGUGGCUGAAAAGGAGAGAUUCGAUAGUGCCCCAGCUCCUCCUCCCGAACCGCCAACAACUUUUCCAGAUUCCAUCGCUAAUAAACCUUCAGUUGCAGCUACUGUUCCAGUGUCUCAUUACUGGGACUUUGUGCAGCCACCUCUGCCUUUAGAAGUGCCUCUUCCACCACCCCCUCCCCCUCCAGAUUCUCCCCCUCCUCCUCCACCUCCUCCCUCCCCACCUCCCCCUCCUCCUCCUCCUCCCAUUGAGGAUGGAGAAAUAGAAGAGGUCGAAAUGGAAGAAGAUGACGAUACUGAGGAGCCACCUGUUCCAGGAACAGAAGAUAUGGUUAUGAAGUCCCUGAGCUCUGAACCUCCAGCCUCCAAGGCAAAAGUGGAACCUCCUGCACCAGGGAAGGUCACAAAGAGGAAGGCGGCUACAGAUGUGUUUGGAGAGCAGUCUAUCACCAUAGGAAGUUGUCCAGUUCUCUACACUCAGCAGUCGAUAUCAGCAGCUCCUGCAUUGCAAGCAAUGAGUGUACCAACUAAUUACAUAGGGCUUCCCCUCCAAGUUCCUUCUCCAGUAGUGAUGAGCAGUUUGGACUAUGCCAUUCCAAGCAGUACUAUGGUGCCAGCCAUGCCACUUGUGUUACCACACACUUCUCUGCCCACACCUACAGUCCUGGAACAGCAAGUUCCAUCAUCGCAAACUCAGCCAUCUGCAAGCAAACCACAACCCACAGAGAAGCUUAAGAAGGCCAAAAAACUAAAGGUAAAAAAGAAUAAGGUAAAGAUGCCUUCUCUAGUCCAAAAAUGGCAGAACAUCCAGAAGGAAUUGGACGAGGAGGAAAAUUCAAGCUCUAGUGAUGAGGAUCGUAAGGUCCUUAACCAGAAACGCAUUGACGAAUGGAGAAUACAGCAGCUAUCCAGUGGCAUGGCAGAGAAGAAUGCCAACUUUGAAGCGCUACCAGAUGACUGGAGAAACAGAUUGAAAAGGCGGAAAAUGACUUCAAGCACGUGACCACUUAAUAUUUUGUACACUUGUAUAUUUCACAACUUAUACUGUAAAAAAAAAAUAAAAAAAAAUGCACCCUUCCUUUUUUCCUUCACCCCGGGGUUCUUGUGCUUGGACUAAAGAAACCUGGAGGCUUGUCAUUUCCAGAGGUUCUGCACAAUGUGGUUGUUCACGGUCACUUGUCUGGUCUUCUAGCCAAAUGAUUUAAGAUCCGAUACACAGCUGCCUUUUCCUUUUGUACAUGUCCCAAUGUAUUAUUUUCUUCUAUUUUGGUCGGGGGUUGUUUCUUAAUAUAUAAUUUAUUUCAUUAGUACUUUCCCACACAAAGGUACAUUCCUUCAUGAUACAGUAGACCGUGACUGCACCCAUUUGUUUUUUUUUUUUUUGUUUUUUUUAUUCAUUUUAUUUAUAUAUAAUAUUAGACAGACCAGCAACUGGUCAGGCAGAGGAUGUAUAAGCCCCCCCUAAUUAUUAUUUUCUCUUCUUUCUUAUAUUGUUUUGUUGCUGGAGGUGUUAGGAUGGUGGUUCUCAAACUCUGCCCUCAGGGAUCCACACAGUUCACGUUUUCCAGAUUACCUAGCAGUUGCACAGGUGUAUACAUUGCUCACUGAUACCUAUUAAAAGAUUCACAGGUGAAGCUGAUUUAUUUUGCUUGUAAUUCUGUGAGGAGACCUGGAAAAUGUGAACUGUUUGGGGUCCUAAGGACACAGUUUGAGAACCUGUGCGUUAAGAUAAUGUGGACUACUGUAAUGUGUCAAAUCUGAGCCGCCGCCUUCUACUGCUAGGACUGUAUUAGUGUGGUCUUACAGCGACAGUGAUUUUACAGCAAUAUGUCCAUAGCAUUUUGAGGGUGAAGCAAUAAAUUAUUUCCAGUUCACCAUGAGAUUUAGCAGAGGCCUCUUGGGGUUGGUAAGGACACACAUCACAAUUUGGAAGUUAUCGUGAGACUUUAGUCAAAGCAGUGACAUUGCUGAGGCACUUGGUGCUUACAAGAUGGCGACAUCAAAAAAAAUUUUUUUUUUUUUUUAAAGCUUUCAUGUUGCCUACAUUGAGUGGCAGCCACUGUUUUGUAGGCUGAACCAAAAAGUGCCUAUCCUCAGGGAUAUUGCCAUUUUCUAGCGAAAUGAUGGACGGUAUAUUGGUUCAGCUCACAACAUGGCUGCCUGCACGGUGUGGAGCUGACUAGUCUGCUUAAGUCCCUCUGACAACCACCUUGGUCGUUUUGCCAAUUUUCCAGAUGUGAGAAGCGUCAGUGCUCUUUGAGGCAGUAGGUUAGAAAGCACUAAAAUGACACCGACUUUUUCUAUCCUGCACCUUCCUAAAUUUCCUGCCAGUUCUAUAUCUAAUUUGUGUAGCAAACAGUCCUAAACGUGAACUGGUCAUUGCCAUGAGGAAGUAAAUAUUUUAAACUUCAUUAUUUUCCACUGUUCUCUGUAAAUGCUGUAAAUAUCAAUAAAAUGCAUUUUUACUGAC